This is a messenger RNA of Capra hircus (goat), 781 nucleotides long. It is a transcript of the gene TAFA4, whose product is annotated as family with sequence similarity 19 member A4, C-C motif chemokine like. The transcript is spliced from 6 exons. Bases 260 to 781 code for a protein of 173 amino acids. The record is from RefSeq and is a predicted model, not a curated record. Gene Ontology annotation, molecular function: receptor ligand activity. Lineage: Eukaryota; Metazoa; Chordata; Mammalia; Artiodactyla; Bovidae. Gene Ontology annotation, biological process: phagocytosis; macrophage chemotaxis.
CAGACGUUUGUUCUCCAGAUGCAGUUUCGGACUUGUCUUCGGAGAGACUUGGGAGUUUCCUUUCAGAGCGAGCCUGCGGAGGUGAUGGGCCUCUGUGGGGAUGUCUGCUGGGAGGCGGCACGGUCUAUGAAGUUAAGAUAAUUUUUUGGAACUGUCGAAAUGGUUGGUCCUUGCUGCCAAUGGGAACUUGGAGUCACUCUGAAAUCCAUCCUGGAAUAACCGUGUUUGACUGGAACCAAAUUUUAUAAAGUCUCCAAGGAUGAGAGCCUGUGCCAGAUCCGUCUUGCUGUCUAACUGGCUCUUUCUGGCCUACGUGUUGAUGGUGUGCUGUAAGCUCAUGUCCGCCUCCAGCCAGCACCUCCGGGGACACACAGGUCACCAGCAAAUCAAGCAAGGGACCUGUGAGGUGGUUGCAGUGCACAGGUGCUGUAACAAGAACCGCAUAGAGGAGCGAUCCCAGACGGUCAAGUGUUCUUGCUUCCCAGGACAGGUUGCUGGCACGACUCGGGCUCAGCCCUCUUGUGUUGAAGCUUCCAUUGUGAUUCAGAAAUGGUGGUGUCACAUGGAUCCUUGUUUGGAAGGAGAGGACUGCCGAGUGCUGCCCGAUUACUCAGGUUGGUCCUGUAGCAGUGGCAACAAAGUCAAAACUACCAAGGCAAGUAUAGACGGAAUGCAACUGCACGCGACAGCUUCCGCACGCUGUAGCCUGCCCCCUACAUUCAUCCUGCCACCAAGAGGGAGGAAUCCAAAUCUUGCAGUGGCCAAAGAGCUAGAGUCUUAA